This is a messenger RNA of Iphiclides podalirius (scarce swallowtail), 522 nucleotides long. The record is from the annotation of a GenBank genome assembly. NCBI's taxonomy places the organism in Eukaryota, Metazoa, Arthropoda, Insecta, Lepidoptera, Papilionidae.
AUGGUGCCAAAUAGUAUUCUGUGGUUGCUGAGUUUUCCAGAAGCCGGAAAACCAAAUGUGUUGAGAUAUGUUCAGAGCUUAGGGUUGUCACCCAGUCGUGUGAUAUUUUCCAAAAUAGCAUGUAAGGAAGAGCAUGUAAGAAGAGGUCAGCUAGCCGAUGUUUUUUUAGACACACCUUUAUGUAAUGGACACACAACUGCAAUGGAUAUCCUUUGGGCGGGAACACCUGUAGUAACAUUGCCAGGUGCUACAUUAGCGUCAAGAGUUGCUGCAUCCCUUUUGAAUAGUCUAGACUGUCGGGAACUUAUUGCUAAGGAUAGUAAAAGUUAUGUGGAAAUAGCUGUCAAGUUGGGUAUUGACAAUCAAUACCGAAGAUACAUUCAAUCAAAGGUUGCGGAGGCUCGUUUAAGUAGUCCAUUAUUUGACUGUAAACAUUUUACGAGUGGGUUGGAGUCAUUAUAUAGAAAAAUGUGGGAACUAUACAAGAGUGGAAGUAGUCCAGAGCAUAUUAUAGCAUUCCAA